AGAGACCCGGGGCCGGAGGGGCAGGUUACACCGCCGCUUCUGCGCCGCCAUGGCGGGCUCGAGCUCUGCCCCGGCUGUGCCCGUGUGGCUCGCCGAGGAUGACCUCUGCUGCAUCAUCUGCCAGGGGUUGCUGGCCUGGCCCGUCACGUUGCCCUGCGGCCACAGCUUCUGCAAGAACUGCCUGACAGACCUGUGGGAUAAGCGCGAGGAGCGAACGCGGAGCCGCUGGUGCUGUCCUACCUGCCGGGAGGCCCUGGAGCAGCGGCCGGCAUUGUGCAAGAACACGCUGCUGCAGGACCUGGUGGACAAGUACAGCAGUGCGGCGUGUGAGCUGGAGGACGGGGGCCCCGCGCCCGCUGCCAGCCCGACCCCCAAGUCCUGGCGCAGCGCAGCCUCACCGCGGGUGGUGACCCCAAGGAACCUUGCAGCAGUGGGUGAGGAGCUGGUGGAGCUGGUGGAACAGCUGGUGGACACUGUCAGGAGCCUUCAAAGUCACCUACCCACCUUGGAACUUGGACCAGACCCAGAACUGAGCACCCUGGCCGAGGACUUUUCUUCUGGGGUAGACCUUCCUUUGGCUUCAGGAAAGCAAGUGACUUCCAGUGCACCUGAGGGAAAAAUGAGCAACAUUCUUCGUAACCUGGGAGAAAUUCAGGAAAAAUUACGAGAAAACUUCAUGCGGAAAGAGGCUGCUGAAGAACAGAUGUGUGGUUCCUCAGCGGAAGACCCGGCAGCUCCAUCUCCCUUCUCAUGCCCAACACCUGAUCAGAACUGUCCUGCAUCCAACAGGGUCUCUCGGUUUGCUCAGUGGGCCAUCAGCCCAACCUUUGAUCUGCGGAGCGCCUCCCUGUAUCUGCAGGUAUCUGAGGACCAGCGGACAGUGACUGUGUCUCGCCACCCACUCUCUUAUUCCUGGAGUUGUGAGAGGUUUUCUGUCAGUCAGAUCUUUUGCUCCCAGGCCCUGUCCUUGGGGCGACAGUACUGGGAGGUGGACACAAACUCCUGUAGCCACUGGGCCGUUGGGGUGGCUUCUUGGGAGAUGAACCGUGGCCAGAUCCUGGGAAGGACCAAGGACUCAUGGUGUCUAGAGUGGAAGGGGACUGGCCAGCUGGCCGUGUGGAGCAUGAACAAGGAGACGCUCCUGGGCUCAGACAGGCCUGGAGUGGUGGGCAUCUGGCUAGACCUUGACGAGAGGAAGCUUGCCUUCUAUGCAGUGGCCAGUGAGGAGAGGCUCAUGUAUGAAUGUGAGGUCCCCGGGUCCUGCCCUCUGUACCCUGCCUUCUGGCUGUAUGGCCUACAGAUGGGAAAUUCCCUUACCAUAAAAUAAGGGAAGCUAUAACAGUUCCUUGGUGCUCCAAACACAGUGGUUUCCUGGUCUUAUUGCCUCUAAGCAUGGUGGCAACUUAAAAAUCUCACUUUCUGGGUGAUCGUUGUGAUGUGCGGAAGUAAGCCACCCCUGGGAAUACAUGCGUAUACUCUGUGUUGGAGUGCCUAAGUUUAAAUCUUAUCUCUGCUUCCAAUUCAAUUUCCUAUUGAUGCAGACCCUGGGAGCAGCAAGAGAUGACUUAAGUCCUUGUCCCUGCCAGCCAGGUGGAGACCUGCAUGGAGUUUCUGACUCCUGGCUUCACUCCAGCCGAUAGCCUUGGCUGUUAAUGGGUAAUUGGGGAAUGACCCAGAGGC
Molecule: messenger RNA, 1680 nt
Organism: Ochotona curzoniae (black-lipped pika)
Lineage: Eukaryota; Metazoa; Chordata; Mammalia; Lagomorpha; Ochotonidae
Gene: RNF135
Product: ring finger protein 135
Exons: 5
Coding region: 50-1327 (425 amino acids)
Biological process (GO): regulation of innate immune response
Cellular component (GO): cytoplasm
Molecular function (GO): protein binding; ubiquitin-protein transferase activity; ribonucleoprotein complex binding
Source: RefSeq, a predicted model, not a curated record